Messenger RNA from Phytophthora nicotianae INRA-310, 201 nucleotides. RefSeq lists its product as hypothetical. The transcript has 2 exons. Lineage: Eukaryota; Oomycota; Peronosporomycetes; Peronosporales; Peronosporaceae. Bases 1 to 201 code for a protein of 66 amino acids. The record is from RefSeq and is a predicted model, not a curated record.
AUGAUGCGUGGUCUGGCGUGUCUGUUUCGCAUCUGGAACACAAAUGGCGUGCGAAAGCUGUCGAAGCGAUUAAGUACAGGCGGAAAGCUGGUAGCUCCGACUGGCAACGUGAGUCUAGAAGGUGUGGAGAAAGCUGAGCAAGCAGCUCGCAUUCAACGCUCAGAGAACACUCGGAAGCGCAAAGCAGUGGCACAGAAUUGA